UUAUGGCAGGAAAUGAGAGAUUUGAAUUAGCUUCAUCCAGUUCUGUGUGGGGUUUUACGGCCAAUUAUCCAGAUGGGCCGAGGGGGAGUUUCUCUGGCCCAAAUUUCGAUAGGUCUGGUAGCUUCAAAGAGAGUGCUGAGAGCCGGAUGUUUGGUUCUGGGAUGGGCACGUCGCGGGGGAGUGGUUCACUGACUGGGGAUUUGCCCCCAUUUCGACAGAGUCUGAUGCUGGAGCCGAUUGUAAUGGGUGAGCAAAAAUACACACGAUCAGGCGAGUUAAGGAGGGUUCUCGGCAUUUCUGUUGGCUGUACCUCGGAAGACAAUUCAUUUGGAGCUACUCAUCUCAAGCCUUCCCCAGCUGUGGCUAUGGAGGUUCUGAAGCGUGUCAGAGCAAGUAUUAUAGAUACCUCUAUCAAAGCCAGGUCUUUAAUCAUUUUUCUUUCUAUUCCUUUUGAGAUACAAAUAUAA
Messenger RNA from Ilex paraguariensis (yerba mate), 467 nucleotides. The record is from the annotation of a GenBank genome assembly. NCBI's taxonomy places the organism in Eukaryota, Viridiplantae, Streptophyta, Magnoliopsida, Aquifoliales, Aquifoliaceae.